Alternaria atra is the source of this 663-nucleotide messenger RNA. RefSeq lists its product as uncharacterized. The transcript is spliced from 2 exons. Bases 1 to 663 code for a protein of 220 amino acids. Lineage: Eukaryota; Fungi; Ascomycota; Dothideomycetes; Pleosporales; Pleosporaceae. The record is from RefSeq and is a predicted model, not a curated record.
AUGAGAAAGGAUUUGACUCUCAGAGUCCUGAAUUCGGCAUUUGGGGCUGAUACAUCGGUGUUGUCUUUGCUCAACAUCGAUAUGUGGAAGCGGCUGAAGGUAGGAUCGAUAAUGGCUUUCCGCGCAUGGGGUCUGUUGAUACCACCGUUCUUUACACCUGCGACUCUGUUCAUAUUCGAAGGCACCAACGUUGAAAACAUCUUUGCAGCUAUACCGCAUCCGUCCAUCGCAAACGUCAGCGCAGCGCAUCUGUUCACUUACUCGCCACCCUCCCUACGCGGGACGAUACAGUACGAAACCGACGUGAACCGGAUCUUCACUGGACCAAGGACCGUCAUGAACCUCUUGGCUACUGCUACUUCAUCCCUCGGUGAGAUACUGCCGCUAGAUCUGCCUUUCAACAACUCAGCUUACUCCGUGGACUUCUACGCUCCAGUGGUCAAGUGCGGAGAUUCCAACGAGAUGGAAAAACAUGCUAUAUACGAGUUCUUACAGAAACAGAUAGCUAGGAAUAAUAGUGCGCUAGAGGAGACGGACGAUGCAUACAUCAGGCUUUGUACCUACUUACAACAGCUCCGGAGACUUUACAGCAGUUUCGCACCCUUGUCAACAAACACCCUCAAGACCGAUGAACGAACUUGGGAUGACAUUCCUGCGGCCUGA